This is a messenger RNA of Paramecium tetraurelia, 1350 nucleotides long. RefSeq lists its product as uncharacterized. The record is from RefSeq and is a predicted model, not a curated record. The transcript is spliced from 4 exons. Gene Ontology annotation, molecular function: translation elongation factor activity. NCBI's taxonomy places the organism in Eukaryota, Ciliophora, Oligohymenophorea, Peniculida, Parameciidae. Gene Ontology annotation, cellular component: nucleus; cytoplasm. Gene Ontology annotation, biological process: translational elongation.
AUUAAAUCUUUAAUUCAUGUCUAUAAAAUUACAUUCACCAUCUGGUUAAACAAGAACAAAUAAAAUCUUAGUGGCAGCUAAGUUGGCACACCUCUAAUUGGAAUUGGUUGAUACACAAUCGAAUGACAAGAACACCUAAACCUAAUUCCCAUUUGGAAAACUUCCAGUCUUGGAAACAAAAGAAGGCAAUCUUUUUGAAAGCAACGCCAUCCUUAGAUACAUAGCAAGACACUCAUAAGGAUUAUAUGGAAAAACACCCUAUUAAUAGGGUUUAGUUGAUUAAUGGCUUGAUGUAACAAUAAAUGAGCUAGAAACAGACGUCAUAACAGCAGCUAUCUAAGUUUUGGGUCAAAUUCCAGCUAUUCCUUCGUAAUUUAAGACCUCAUUGGCUUAAAUUACCUACGCAUUGACAAUUGUGGAUACUCAAUUAGGAAAAACUAAAUUCAUCUCUGGAGAUUCAUUGACAAUCGCUGAUAUUGCCUUAGCAUAAGUUGUUACCUUUGCAUUCACCCUUUUGUUCGGAGAGGCAGAGAGAAGCAAAUUCCAACAUUUAUUAAAAUGGUUGAACGAAGUGAAUUCACUUCCUGAAUGGAGAGCAGAGUUCGGCAGACCAAGAUUCCCAAAGACUGCCUUUGCUUUAAAUGAAGUAGCUUAGGAGAAAGAGAAGAAAGAGAAGAAAUAAGAAUAACCAAAAUAAAACGAGCAACAUGAAAAACCCAAAUAAAAAGAAUAACCUAAAUAGAAAGAACAACCUAAAUAGACAGAAUAACCUAAAUAAUAGCCAAAAUAGGAAGAGGAGGACGAUGCACCAAAAAAGAAAGAAGCAAACCCUCUAGAUUUGUUACCACCUUCAACUUUCAACAUUGAUGAUUACAAGAGAAUCUUUUUUGCAGAAAAAGAUAUUUAAAAAAACAUCGAUACCCUCUUUGCCACAAUUGAUUUGAAUGGAUGGUCCUUGUGGUUAGUCAGAUAUAACAAGUCAGAAAACGAAGGAAAGCAAUUGAUUCUCACCAACAACUUAAUGAAGGGCUUCAUUAACUAAAGAUUAGAUCAAAAUUUCAGAAAGUAUGCCUUCGCCAUUCACGGAGUCUAUGGUGAUGAACCAAAUCUCCAAUUGAGAGGAGCAUGGCUCUGGAGAGGAACUGAAGUUCCAAAGGAGUGGAAAGAUCACGUUGCCUAUGAUUAUCAUUAAUUCAUUAAGGUCGAUGUUAACAACGCAGCUUAGAAGCAACUAUUCGUUGAUUAUUGGAUUAAAUAAGAGGAGGAUGUUUCAGAGGUUGAAGGAUUAAAGGCCAGAAGUUUAAUGUAUUUCAGAUGAGAUAUAUAUAAAAUAUAACAAUACAUUGUAAA